Rotaria socialis is the source of this 846-nucleotide messenger RNA. The record is from the annotation of a GenBank genome assembly. Lineage: Eukaryota; Metazoa; Rotifera; Eurotatoria; Philodinida; Philodinidae.
AUGCAUAAUGAACCAUCAACACAAACUCUCCCACCGCCAUUACCAUUACCAUAUGAACAAGAAACGAAAUCAAAUGGUUUUCAUGAUUUUCCACAUCAUCAUCACCAUCUUCAUCAACAAUCCAUAGAUCCCAUUGAUUCUCAACAACAAUAUUCUAAUUUUAUUGAACAUAGUGCAUAUCAUCAUCCAACGUCUGAUGAACAAUUUUAUUCAGCAGCACGAAAUUCAUUUUCAUCGUAUCCAUAUCCAUAUCCGCUACCGUAUCCAUCAUUAGGAAUUGAUUCAGAAGAAAAAUGUCAUUAUGAUGAACGUGAUAUUCCACCGAAAUUAACUACUAAAGGUAAAAAAAUUCGUAAACCAAGAACUAUCUAUUCAAGUAUGCAAUUACAAGUACUUAAUAAACGUUUUCAACGUACACAAUAUCUUGCUCUACCCGAACGAGCUGAAUUAGCUGCUUCACUUGGACUGACACAAACACAAGUGAAAAUUUGGUUUCAAAAUAAACGAAGUAAACAAAAAAAGAUUGUCAAAAACGUUAGUCAUCAUUCGUCGUCUUCCCAAUCCCCCAACCCGAACCCAUCACACCAUUGUACACCUCGAAUAAUUCAUGUUAAGCAUAAUGAUUCUAUGUUUUUAGUAAAACAAGAACAACACAAACAUUCAACACCACCACUACCACCACCAAUAUCAUCAUCAUCGUCAUCAACAUCAAAGAUUUCACCUCCUAUUGAAUCAAACUCAUACAAUCCUGACGCCGUUUCGUCAUCAUCUCCGUAUGCACAUGUGGAAUAUACAAGAGCUAAUCCGUAUCAUUUUUGGUCUUUAUCGCCUUUUGUGACUAGUUAA